AUGUCUACCAGUGAUUCUACACCCAGCAUCAUUUCUCUCCCCGACUCCUCUUCCACCACCACUGCCCCCAAGAUGACCAGCAAGACCGUCAAAGUCGCCGCCGUCCAGGCCGAACCCGCGUGGAACGACCUGGAGGGCGGAGUCCAGAAGACCAUCGCCUACAUCCAGCAGGCCGCCGCCAACGGCGCCAACGUCUUGGGCUUUCCUGAGGUCUUCAUCCCAGGAUACCCAUGGAGCAUCUGGGCCAACUCGGUCGUCGACAACGUGCAGUUCAUGGACGAGUACUUCCAGAACUCGCUGGCCCGCGAGUCCGAGGAGAUGGACCGCAUCCGCGCCGCCGUGCGCGAGGCCGGCAUCUUCGUUGUUCUCGGCUACAGCGAGCGCCACAGGGGUAGCCUGUACAUCUCGCAGUCCUUCAUCGACCCCACCGGCACAAUCAUCCACCACCGCCGCAAAAUCAAGCCCACGCACGUCGAGCGCGCCUACUACGGCGACGGCCAAGCCGAGUCGCUCACCUCCGUCGUCGCCUCGCCGUUCGGCCGCGUCGGCGGGCUGAACUGCUGGGAGCACUCGCAGCCGUUGCUGCGGUACUACGAGUAUGCGCAGGACGUCGACAUCCACGUCGCGUCGUGGCCGCUCAUCUGGGGCAUCCCUCCCACUCAAAACGCAUCCGCGCCGACCAAGGAGAAGUGGCCGUGGCACAUCACGCCCGAGGCGUCGCAGCGGCUGUCGCAGGUCAUGGCCAUCGAGGGCGCGUGCUUCGUGCUCAUCGCGUCGCAGAUACUGACCGAGCCCAACCGCGAGAGGACGAAGUUGAAGGAGUUUGCGUACGCGCAGACGCCUGGUGGCGGGUUUAGUAUGAUUUACGGGCCCGAUGGGUCGGAGUUGGUGAAGCCGUUGGGGGCGGGGGAGGAGGGCAUUCUGUAUGCGGAUGUCGAUUUGAAGGAUAAGGACCUCGCCAAGCACAAUCUUGACGUCGUGGGCCACUAUUCGCGCCCGGACUUGCUGAGUUUGAGGGUGACGACGGAGGCUGGGACGCAGGUGCACUUCCGGGAGAAGCCGGCGCAGGCGUAA
Messenger RNA from Lasiodiplodia theobromae, 1074 nucleotides. RefSeq names its product Aliphatic nitrilase. Lineage: Eukaryota; Fungi; Ascomycota; Dothideomycetes; Botryosphaeriales; Botryosphaeriaceae. The coding region runs from base 1 to 1074 and encodes 357 amino acids. The transcript has 3 exons. Gene Ontology annotation, molecular function: catalytic activity. The record is from RefSeq and is a predicted model, not a curated record.